UCCAAAUGUUUUCGCUUUUUGCUUGAGUAUUUCUCAGUUCCAAAAUGACGCUUGUUAUCAAGGCAAAGUUUUGGUGAAUAAAUUAAUCCGCAAGUGGUCGACUUUGUCAGACAGAAAGUAUCGUUUGAAAAUGUCUUCGCUCAUCCUCAUCUUGAAUAUUCUACUGAUAGCGGUUCCUUCUGGGUUAGGUGGCUUUAUAAGAAAAUCAUCGGCAAAAGAGCGGUUUGCUUACAAUCAGAACUCUGAAGCGGGAAACCUGGUGCCAUUAGAAGAAGAGAAUAGUAACAUUCCACCUUAUUAUCUUCCCAAUAUUAUCCGGGUUCUAAUGAAACGCAGUAAAUUAAGAAGUGCAAGAAACGCCAGCGCCUUAGACAAAAUGUUUGAUUUUGGUUACAAAAGUCGCUAUUCAGCUGCCGACGACCUUGCGGCAGGUGCACUACUAAAUUACCAGUUGAAGAAAGCAGGGAGACGACGUCGUGACGUGAAACCGAUUCGUUUGUAUUUCAGGAAGUACAUGCCAUUACCUCAGCAAUUGUUUUAACAAGUGAUCAGACUGAUAUAGCGGCAGCUGACUAAAACUGUAUUUACAUCUUUAGUUUAUUUGUAAAAUGUUUUGAGCUGUUUCAUACCUAAUAAAAUUUGCUUCGAAAA
Molecule: messenger RNA, 651 nt
Organism: Octopus sinensis (East Asian common octopus)
Lineage: Eukaryota; Metazoa; Mollusca; Cephalopoda; Octopoda; Octopodidae
Exons: 5
Coding region: 131-541 (136 amino acids)
Source: RefSeq, a predicted model, not a curated record